Messenger RNA from Lactuca virosa, 1505 nucleotides. Lineage: Eukaryota; Viridiplantae; Streptophyta; Magnoliopsida; Asterales; Asteraceae. The record is from the annotation of a GenBank genome assembly.
AAAAGGAACACAACCGAACAUCAUGUUGUAUAUAUUCUGGAAGUCUGCAACCUUGUUACACUGAGGAGGAUCUCUGAUUUCACGUCACAUGAUCAAAGGCACACCCGAACACCCCAAUAAACCCUUAUAAUUUCUCCAAGGACGAAUCUAUAGCCCAACUUGGUAUAAAUUUGGCCUCUUCGAUUCCGAUUGUGCUUGAUGAUCUUCAGGGAAUAGCUACAUCUUUAUCUUUAGUGGAGGAAUUUAUUCCGUUUCUAAAAUAAGCAGAUACACAAUCCCUGCUUUUUGAAUCCACCUCUGAGAACCAACGCAGCCCCUUUUGGCCUUCAGAAUUCAAUAGUAGUAUAGCAAAUGGCUGACAAACCCAGCAGAGGAUUGGUGUUAUACGGUGACGGAUUGACUCGAUUCGUCAACCCUUCUCAUAUCCAUCUCCAUUCAUUAGCAGCUCAGUCGUUAUGUGGCUUCUUAUCACUCCCUCACUUUCCUCCACCAGAAAAUGUGGAUGGUCGAACUGUAGGAGAAUUUCUGAAUCUAGUGGAUGCAUAUGAAGAUUACUCCACUUUGAGUGUAGAGUCUCAAGACAAGUGCAUAACCCCACCUAUAUCAGAGAGGUUCUUGGGAGUUAGAGCAGCUUUAAUUACCGAAAAUACAACAUUGAAAGCAUGUGGAGACAAACUUGGGCUUUCAGUUUUGCAGUCAGAUGAGUUAAUUACCAAAAGUUGUUCCCUCUUUGAUUCCUCAGUCAAUCUUGUUGCUACGGAAUUGUUGAAGCUGCUUGGAUUUGAAGAUGAUAAAGUUUUGGAUACAAAUCAGUUUGAUUUAGUUUUUGUACAUGUUGGAGGUGGUCAUGAAGAACAAUCAAAUAAAAAAUACACGGAAUAUAUCAACUCUUUGAUUGGUGAGAUAAUAUCCAAAGCAAAACCUAAAUCUGAGAUAGGUUCUCGGAUUCACUUGUCUGUUGUGUUAAGCUAUGGGGAUACUGAAAAAGAUGAUGAUGAGUGUAAUUUUACCAUUUUAAACAAAAAUGGAACCAUGAAGUCGGAUUUAGCUUCAUUGUUCCCUCGUCAAAGUUACACAAUGAAAGGUAGCAAUCCGAGGACUAAUGUAAGGGACUAUUGCCCGAUGUUGAUGGCUCAAUGGCAAGAGGCUGUUACUAGGAAGGAUUUGGUGAAAACCUUCUCUUUUCAGGAUUUUAAAGAGAAUGGUGGAAACUUGACAAUACCAGCUGAUAGAUUUGUUCAUGAAGUUGCUUUUAAACUAUGGAAGGCCCCAAAAUAUGGAGCCUGAUUCAGCUACAUUUUUGUUAUUUGAUAAAGUAAUAACAGUUUGCCUCGAUGGACUUUCCUGAAAUAAGAUUUAUGGCUGUUUUUAAGUGUUUUUAUUUAGCCUUUUUUUUGGUAUGAGACAGUUUGUGUAGCCAGUUGUUUGAAUGUUUGUUAAGUUGUAAACGCUAAUAAUUUCGAUGGAAAUUUAUAAAAAUCUCAAAAGUAUAUUUACAAAUUUAA